UCUUCUGAUAACGCUGCUUCCCGUAGUGUGAUUCCACAGAUAGCUAAAUGGAAUACAACUGGAAAAUGCCCCUAUAUUCAUCCGUCUGAACCGUGCCCGACAUUUCCCCGUUGUCGUUUCGGGGCCACCUGUAUAUAUGUCCACCCUCCUUGUCGGUUCGAUUUGGCAUGUACAAGACCGGAUUGCGCGUUUAGUCACAGUGCGAAAAGAGUACUACCCAAACUAGGUUAG
Echinostoma caproni is the source of this 231-nucleotide messenger RNA. The record is from the annotation of a GenBank genome assembly. NCBI's taxonomy places the organism in Eukaryota, Metazoa, Platyhelminthes, Trematoda, Plagiorchiida, Echinostomatidae.